Molecule: messenger RNA, 755 nt
Organism: Penaeus indicus
Lineage: Eukaryota; Metazoa; Arthropoda; Malacostraca; Decapoda; Penaeidae
Product: Golgi pH regulator-like
Exons: 4
Coding region: 1-543 (180 amino acids)
Biological process (GO): intracellular pH reduction
Cellular component (GO): Golgi cisterna membrane
Molecular function (GO): voltage-gated monoatomic anion channel activity
Source: RefSeq, a predicted model, not a curated record
AUGCUCAUAUUAAGUGCACAAUCUUUAUAUGUGUUGCUGAUAUACAUUCAUUCUUCAUUACAGUCUCUAGUAAAUAUAGUGUUUGAUCGUGUUGGGAGAAAAGAUCCUGUGACCAAAGGCAUGGAGAUUGCCGUGCACUGGUUAGGGUUUGAUAUCGAUGUGCAGUUUUGGUCUCAGCACAUCUCCUUUUUCCUUGUUGGGUGCAUCAUCGUUACUUCCAUUCGAGGAUUUAUUCUAACUCUUACCAGGUUUUUCUAUGCAGUUUCUAGCAGUAAAUCAUCAAACAUUAUUGUGCUAGUGUUGGCUCAGCUUAUGGGUAUGUACUUCGUUUCUAUGGUGAUGCUCAUGCGAAUGAACAUGCCCCUGGAAUACAGGACAAUAAUUACACAGGUUUUGGGUGAUCUCCAGUUCCACUUCUACCACCGAUGGUUUGAUGUUAUAUUUCUAGUAUCAGCACUUACCACAAUGGGCAUUCUGUACUUGGCCCAUAAACAAGUCAAUACUUCAGACAAGACAGAAAGCUUUUAUGAACCCAAGUGGUGACAAAAAGUUCAGACUUUGUCAGCUCAACUGAAAAUUAUUGUUACGAACUUAAGUGCCCCCCCUCCCCCUGGCUGAAAUAUAGCUGUUGAUGUGUGAAGGAACUUUUACAUGACAAAACUUUAAUAUAGCCAGCAACUCUCCUAUUUAGUAUUAAUGCUCUGAAGACCAAAAUCUACUUCUUUCUAGACAAGCUAUGAAAAAAAAAAUAAUAA